GUUUAUUUCUAACUCUUGUUUUUACAAAAAUUUGUGCAGAUUUUAUCAAAGAUACUGGUAUUAUGGAAAUGCGUGAAGCGGUUAAGGAGAAGGAAGAUGCCGCAAAAUUGAAACAAAAAACUCGUGAGCGUGUCCAACCAAAAAUGGGCAAAUUAGACAUUGAUUAUCAAAAAUUACACGAUGCAUUUUUCCGAUUUCAAUCAAAACCUAAAUUGACAAUUCAUGGAGAACUGUACUACGAAGGAAAAGAAUUCGAGACUAAACUUAAAGAAAAAAAACCGGGUCAACUUUCAGAAGAACUGAAAGCUGCCUUGAAUAUGCCUCCUCUUGCUCCUCCUCCAUGGUUAAUAGCGAUGCAGAGAUAUGGUCCACCACCUAGUUAUCCUAAUCUAAAAAUUCCAGGAUUGAACGCUCCUAUUCCGGAAGGUGCCCAAUGGGGAUUUCAUCCUGGUGGAUGGGGAAAACCUCCGGUAGAUGAGUACAAUCGUCCACUGUAUGGCGAUGUUUUUGGAACAUAUCAACAAGAAAUUCCCUCAGAU
This is a messenger RNA of Racocetra persica, 539 nucleotides long. NCBI's taxonomy places the organism in Eukaryota, Fungi, Glomeromycota, Glomeromycetes, Diversisporales, Gigasporaceae. The record is from the annotation of a GenBank genome assembly.